Messenger RNA from Procambarus clarkii (red swamp crayfish), 2876 nucleotides. The record is from RefSeq and is a predicted model, not a curated record. NCBI's taxonomy places the organism in Eukaryota, Metazoa, Arthropoda, Malacostraca, Decapoda, Cambaridae.
GCUCAUAGCGAGGCGAGGCGUGAGCGAGGGUGGGUGUGUGCGUGUGUGACUCGCUGGCUGGUGUUAGUGAGCAAGCUGGAGCAGUCGAGGUUGCUCACCUGUGGCUCUUGGUCACUACUGUUUGACACACUCCUCCACUAGGAGCCUGUGCUUACUGCUACCAUCAUUCUCAUAUCGAGCCCUACACCUCUUGUGUAACUAGUGUUUACGUCCUGUCAGCUGUUGCGGUGGUGUACUAUAUGCGACCAUCAGCUUUAAGCGGAUCAUACUUCCCUCCGUGCUACGGCAUAUUCGCACACUCCUGCUUUUUUUCCACGUGUGGAUAUUUUUGGUGUAAAAGUGGUGUAAGACGCUGUAAACCGUCAGUUUACCCAGCUGUUGACACGGUGAUAACCUGCCUCCUCCACUCCCACCAACCUCUAGUUGACAAAAAUUCCAUUGUUGCCAUCUUUUAGAAGUGUUGUGUUCUGGGACUAAAGUAGAUCCAGCUGGCCAGGGAUUAUGUACUCCCAUAAAUAACUGUUCUCUACUGUUACGUUAUCUACUGUUACGUUUGUUCUGCAUUUUCGAGACGGUUGAAGAAAAAUACGAAAUAUUAAAGAAACCAGAAAAUGUUUGCAAGCAGAUAUUCCUGUGAUAUUCACCCAUUAUUUUCGUGUGAUUUAUAACAGAAAAGUCAAAGUUGUCGAUGAUUGGCGGAUGCCCGGUAAACUGGGGUGGCAAACUGUGAUCCACCCAUCCGGGGCCAGCGUAAAGUUGCAAGUGUAUGAGAAAAUAAGUUUGUGGCUACGAUAAGGCUUAGUGGUGUGGCGUCCUUGGCUCGUCUCACACUACCUUGAGAACACGUGCAGCAGGAUAGCUGACCAGACGACCAACCAGGAGGCCUGGUCAGAGAGCGGGCCGCGGCGACAUUGAUCCUGGGAACUAUUGCAAGGAUCAAGAUGGGUCGAUACACAGGGAAGAAGUGCCGGUUGUUGACCAUGUUUGGUCUGACAGCUACCUUCUUCUUGGUGGAGCUCAUUGUUGGCUACAUCACAAAUUCUAUGGCACUAGUGGCCGAUAGUUUUCACAUGCUCAGCGAUGUAUUGGCACUCAUCAUUGCAUUCUUAAGUGUCAAGAUGUCGCCUAAGAAAUGGAGUAAAAACACAUUUGGGUGGGCACGAGCGGAGGUGUUGGGUGCCCUGGUGAACAGCGUCUUUCUUCUAGCUCUUUGUUUCUCUAUAUUUGUGGAAUCCUUGAAAAGAUUAUAUGAAACAGAAGAGUUACAUAAUCCCCAAAUGAUCUUGAUUGUUGGUGUAAUUGGAUUGAUUAUUAACUUAAUAGGCCUCGGGCUUUUCCAUGAGCAUGGACAUGGUCACAGCCACGGUGGCCACGGUCACAGUCAUGGCAGUCCGGAAAAUAAGUUGUCUACCAUCAAUGCUCUGGUGGCCACAGACGACAAUGAAAACGAUGAAAGAUUCACACCUCCCACCUCCCUGUCCAGCCAAGAUAGGCCAGGGGAGGAGGGCAACAAAAGUGCCUCACAAAUGAACAUGAGAGGAGUGUUCCUUCAUGUUCUUUCAGAUGCUAUGGGCUCAGUUGUGGUGAUAAUUAGUGCGCUGGUUGUCUGGCUCACAGAGUGGGAAUACUCAAAGUACAUUGAUCCAGCGUUAUCUUUAUGUUUAGUAACCUUAAUCACUGCCAGCACUUGGCCUCUAUUAAAAGUGUCUGCUCUUAUUCUACUACAGACAGUUCCUACUCACAUACAGGUUGACGGCAUACAGAAACAGCUGUUGAACGUUGAUGGUGUUCUAGCCGUCCAUGAAUUCCAUGUUUGGCAACUGGCAGGAGAGAGAAUCAUUGCCUCUGCUCACAUUAGAUGUCGCAACUUGAAGGACUACAUGGUCCUAGCAGAAAAAAUAAAGAAAAUGUUCCAUGAAGAGGGCAUUCAUUCUACAACUAUACAGCCAGAAUUUGUUGAGUUCGAGGAUGAUGGUGCAUCCGCUUCCAUUGAUUCUGCAGAAGACUGUAUUCUAGAUUGCCCUUCAAAGGAUAAAGAUGGCUGUGUGGCAAACACCUGCUGUGGGCUCGCCAAACAGAUUGAUGGUGUGCCAAAUAUCCCCACAACUUGUCGCCAACGCAACAGCAUUGAAGUUCAAAUUGGUACCCAAGGUGAAAGUUGUGGCGAUAAUGCUAUGGAGGGAGGCUACCUCCUGGUACCUUCUUCAGUAAACCAUAUCUCAUCUGUUUGACAGUGGCCUUCCUCUAGCCAGGAGGACGAGUCUACAGAUGAAUGACAGUGACUGACAGAGACUAGUAGCCUCAACUUAAAAAUAACCAAGACUACUAGCAACAUCCUGAAUGAAGCUAAGGCUAGUAACAAGAACCUGAAUGAAGCUAAGGCUAGUAACAAGAACCUGAAUGAAGCUAAGGCUAGUAACAAGAACCUGAAUGAAGCUAAGGCUAGUAACAAGAACCUGAAUGAAGCUAAGGCUAGUAACAAGAACCUGAAUGAAGCUAAGGCUAGUAACAUGAACCUGAAUGAAGCUAAGACUAGUGACAAGAACCUGAAUGAAGCUAAGGCUAGUAACAAGAACCUGAAUGAAGCUAAGGCUAGUAACAUGAACCUGAAUGAAGCUAAGUCUAGUAACAUGAACCUGAAUGAAGCUAAGACUAGUAACAUGAACCUGAAUGAAGCUAAGACUAGUAACAUGAACCUGAAUGAAGCUAAGACUAGUAACAUGAACCUGAAUGAAGCUAAGACUAGUAACAUGAACCUGAAUGAAGCUAAGACUAGUAACAUGAACCUGAAUGAAGCUAAGACUAGUAACAUGAACCUGAAUGAAGCUAAGACUAGUAACAUGAAUGUGAAUGAAGCUAAGACAAGUAACAACAAC